AUGAGUCUCGGCUGCGUCUGCCCAGCUGAUCGGGAGACUCUGCCCGUUGGAUCGUCGAGUGGCCAAACUGCCCACUCGGAUCCAAAUCCGUCGCCUGUGCUCUCUAGCCUGCAUCACCAGGUACCAUCUCUGCCUCUUGCGCGUCCUUCAACAGUUUCUCACUUUCAUCAGUAUUCAAUGUCAACCUCCAGUGUGGCCAUUGCCUCAACUCAGAAUGCAGAUUUCCUAAGUCUUUUUGCUUCACCUAGAAAUUUGGCGCAAAAGAUUCCGUCGUCGAUUCUUCGGGAAAAUUCGAAAGAAGACGAGGCAUUUUCAACUCAGGCCACAAAGAGCCACUUUUGCAACCGAAACUUAGGCAUGUUUCCAAAUUUAAGAGGUUAUCACUUAUUCUUGCACACGAUCUACCGGCAAUAA
This is a messenger RNA of Protopolystoma xenopodis, 414 nucleotides long. The record is from the annotation of a GenBank genome assembly. NCBI's taxonomy places the organism in Eukaryota, Metazoa, Platyhelminthes, Monogenea, Polystomatidea, Polystomatidae.